This is a messenger RNA of Diversispora eburnea, 1710 nucleotides long. Lineage: Eukaryota; Fungi; Glomeromycota; Glomeromycetes; Diversisporales; Diversisporaceae. The record is from the annotation of a GenBank genome assembly.
AUGCAAAAUAAUCAGGACAUUCUAAUGGAAGUCAACAAUAAUGUGAAAGCAAAUAUUAACAUUCCUUCACCAGAAAAGAAAACCAUAGUUAGCGAAAAAGUUACGACACGAAAAUUGAACACUAUUGAAAAAAGACUUAAGAAAAAACGAAUGAUGGUUUAUAAACCGAAAAAUUAUGAAAUGGAAAGCAUUACAUCCUUUUUUCAACCCUUGACCAAUGAAUAUACUCCUGGAGAUUCUAAUAACGUAAAUGAGUCAAAUCAAGUUAUUGCUACUGAUAUACUGCAAAAUAACGCCAGCAAUAAAUAUAAAGAUCUCAAUAAUGUAGAUAAAUUAAAUCAAAUCAAUAUUAACAAAGAUCCAAUUACCAUUGAUAUAAAGCCGGAUGAAUCUUCAACUUCCUAUUCGCAUAAAGAACUUUCCAAAAUAGAAAAUCCUACAAAUGGUUUGCAAAAUUCACAUCAUAUAUCUGUAUGUCACGAUACUAGUCAGGAUGAUAGAAAUACUAGUCAGGAUGAUAGAAAUACUAGUCAGGAUGAUAGAAAUACUAGUCAGGAUGUCAGAAAUACCAGUCAGGAUGAUAAUAAUACCAGUCAGGAUGGUAAAGAUAGAAAUAUAAACUAUGAAAAUUUAUCAUUAAAUGUAGAAUCAUCAAAGAGUCGACUAUCCAAAUUAACAUCAAGUUUACGUGGAAAAGAAAAAGGUUCAAACUCUUGUAUUUGCACCUUAUGUGGUAAAGAUCUGACUAAAUUUGGUAUAAUGACUCGUGAGGCACAUUUGAAUAGAUGUCUCGAGAAGAAGAAGUUUUCCAGUAGAAUUAAAGAUGUUAAAGGCAAGAUAAAUCAUGUGAAGAAAUGUGGUAAUAAGCAAGGAUAUACUGUGACAAAGAUCCUUUCUUUGUUACAAGAAUUAGCACAAGAUGUUGAAACGCGAAAAGGCACUCAAUUGACUAAUUAUUUUUCUUCAAAGCAAAAAGAAGAGCGAACCGCUACUGUGUCGCGGACUUAUCAGAUUUCAUCCAUCGAAGGAUUAGAUCAAGAUUCAGAUUUCAAAAGUAAUGUAGUGAUCGCAGCUGUUUCAACUGUUGAAGAGAAAAGGAAAAAAAGGAAAGUAGAAGAUUCUGAUGAUGAUUUUCGGUUGGCAAAAGUUUUGUCAUUAUCUGAGGCUCGAGAACGGAAUAGAGAAAGGUGGAAGAAUAAGAACAAGAAAAGAAAGGUAGUAUAUACUCUUGAAACUACCCCCAUUAUUCCACCUUCCGAAAGUAUAGCAAAAGCAAGAAGACGAGCCCAACACAUGUUUUUCAAAAAAAGAACAAUGAAAGACAUUGUGAAGCAUUGUCCACCUACCCCCACUUUUGGUCCAAGCAGACUUGCAAAACGUUUCGAAUGUCCACCAAUUAAUUUAAAUAAAGACGAGAAUGAAAUCAUUACCAAAACCCAGAGAAAAUCUCUCUGGAAAAUGCAAGCACUUGGUGGUCCAGAAAGUACAUUGACUGAUGAUGAUUAUAUAACUGAUAUGUUAAGAAAUGCGGAAUCUUCAUAUGUGCCCUCACCGAAUGGACAUCGAUUUAGUUCUUAUACUUUGAGACCUUUCAGGCGACGAUUCGAAAUUUGCAGUCGAUGUAUUAAUAAAUAUUGGGGUAGAAUGCCAUCCGAAAAUGAACCAGCACGAGAUGAAAAUGUCGAAAGAAAUUAUUAUUAUUAUCAGUAG